Chinchilla lanigera (long-tailed chinchilla) is the source of this 5077-nucleotide messenger RNA. It is a transcript of the gene Nptx1, whose product is annotated as neuronal pentraxin I. NCBI's taxonomy places the organism in Eukaryota, Metazoa, Chordata, Mammalia, Rodentia, Chinchillidae. The record is from RefSeq and is a predicted model, not a curated record. Gene Ontology annotation, cellular component: plasma membrane; neuron projection. Gene Ontology annotation, biological process: axonogenesis involved in innervation.
ACCCGAGCCGAGCCGGGCCCGGCGCGCCAGGUGCCCGCAGCCAUGCUGACCGGCCGCGCCACGCGCACCUGUGCGCUCCUCGCCCUCUGCCUCCUGGGCGCUGGGGCCCAGGAUUUCGGGCCGACGCGCUUCAUUUGCACCUCGGUGCCCGUGGACGCCGACAUGUGCGCCGCUUCCGUGGCCGCUGGAGGCGCGGAGGAGCUCCGGAGCAACGUGCUGCAGCUCCGCGAGACAGUUCUGCAGCAGAAGGAGACCAUUCUCAGCCAGAAGGAGACCAUCCGCGAGCUGACCACCAAGCUGGGCCGCUGCGAGAGUCAGAGCACGCUGGACGCGGGUCCCGGGGAGGCGAGGGCGGGCGGCGGCCGCAAGCAGCUUGGCUCCAGCAAGAACACCAUGGGCGACCUGUCCCGGACACCGGCCGCGGAGACACUCAGCCAACUCGGGCAAACUUUGCAGUCGCUCAAAACCCGCCUGGAGAACCUCGAGCAGUACAGCCGCCUCAAUUCCUCCAGCCAGACCAACAGCCUCAAGGAUCUGCUGCAGAGCAAGAUCGAUGACCUGGAGCGGCAGGUGCUAUCUCGGGUGAACACGCUGGAGGAGGGCAAGGUGGUCCCCAAGAACGACACAGAAGAGAGGAUCAAGAUCGAGAGUGCUCUGACCUCCCUGCAUCAGCGCAUCAGCGAGCUGGAGAAAGGUCAGAAAGACAACCGCCCAGGAGAUAAGUUCCAGCUCACAUUCCCGCUGCGAACAAACUACAUGUACGCCAAGGUGCGGAAGAGCCUGCCGGAAAUGUACGCCUUCACUGUGUGCAUGUGGCUCAAGUCCAGCGCAGCACCUGGUGUGGGCACACCUUUCUCUUAUGCUGUGCCUGGCCAGGCCAAUGAGCUGGUCCUCAUCGAGUGGGGCAACAACCCCAUGGAAAUCCUCAUUAACGAUAAGGUGGCCAAGCUCCCCUUUGUGAUCAAUGAUGGGAAGUGGCACCACAUCUGUGUCACCUGGACCACCAGGGAUGGGGUCUGGGAAGCCUACCAGGAUGGCACCCAGGGUGGCAACGGCGAGAACCUGGCUCCUUACCACCCCAUCAAGCCGCAGGGUGUGCUGGUGCUGGGCCAGGAACAGGACACUCUGGGUGGUGGAUUUGAUGCCACCCAAGCAUUUGUGGGCGAGCUGGCCCAUUUCAACAUCUGGGACCGCAAGCUGACCCCAGGGGAAGUAUACAACCUGGCCACCUGCAGCGCCAAGGCCCUCUCUGGCAAUGUCAUUGCCUGGGCAGAGUCCCAAAUUGAGAUCUACGGUGGAGCCACCAAGUGGACAUUUGAGGCCUGUCGCCAGAUCAACUGACCGCUUCUGGCCAGGGCUGAGCCCCAGGUCCUGCGCCCACCCACCCUGCUUGUGUGGUGAUGAUCCAUCGUCUCUUCUUUCCCUUCCCCCAGGAAUGAAUCAAGGCAACAGCCCCUGCACACACAUGCGCACACAGCCUGGUUUUAUCCUCCUCAUGCACACAAAGCAGUCCCGACUCUCCUCUGUCCCUGAGGACACCCCACUUCUCCCUAGGAGCCCUGACUGUUUCCCAGGCCUGCCCUGACCACAGCUGAGCAGGUAGCAGCAAUGUUCUGAACAGUGCAGGUGUAAGAGAGAGAAGAAGAAGGGGAGGGAGAGGGAGAGACAGGGAGAGGGAGAGAGAAGACACUUGGGCACGUGUGUGUGUGUGUGUGUAUCCGGAUGUGUGCCUGGGGGAAGCUUUUCUUUUAGAAUGAGGCAUUUCAUUGCCUCCAUUCUUUGUGGUUUAGGGAAAUCUCAGAAUGGGUCAGAAGUCUGUUUGCCAACUUCAGCAUCUGCCUGCGUGCAGCUCCUUCAGCAUAGCAUUUGUCUUCCUUUGCAGACCUCUUUCAGAGCCACACGGCUCUCUAUUGACAUCCUAAAUGUCUUUCUGUGGUUUGCUAAGGCUGGGUGGACCUUUCCACGAAGGAUUUUUAUUUGGCAUUAGAGGCGUGCUCUGAAGGUUGAGGCUAGCUCUGCUGGGACAAGACACCUGCUAGCUCCCACGCGCCUGCUGCAGCGGAGGCGGCCUGGGCCUGGGGACAGCCUACAGACAUUCUAAGUGGCUCUGUCCCUUGCCUUCUCAGCUCUUUGUACCCUUCAAGCCUGGGCCCUGUCACACCCUUUUAGCCACUGGUGCUGCCUCUGGCAGUGGGAGAUCAGAGGCUUCCAGCAGGGGCCUUCUGGAUGAGGGACCCAUGUGCUGAUUAAGACCCAUCCCCAAAGGCCCUGGGGAACUUCACCCAGCCAUUCCAUGGGAAGGACAUCCCCAUGGCACUUUUGACAGCCAUAUUCCUCCCCACAUCCCCAGGUCCCAGGUGGCCAGGGCUGGGAGACCCCUCCUGUGGAGCCAGGCUUGGCCAGAGCAGGGGGCCUAGCACCCCUCUUGCAGCAGCCCCCAACCUGCCAUUGGCCCACGACACUGACUUGUGUCCAGAAUAUUUGGCUCCUUUUCCCCCCCCAUGAAAAGCAGCAUGAAUAUUUCCUUCUAGUCUUUCUGCAGAGGGGAGAAAAAGGUGUGCAUGUAUGUGUGCGUGUGUGCGUGUGCAAGUGUGCGUAUGUGUGUGAGAGCAAACACUCCAGAGGUCAUGACCAGGAUAAGGUGAGCCCCUGCUUUGUCCUGGAUCUGCUGGACACACUGAGGAUAACCUAGACCCUCUGCCCAGGAGUCUAGCUUUGGCAAGGCUGGCAAGUCCUUCUAGAAAUCCUCUGUGCUGCCUGGCUCAUCGGCAGCAGCAGACACCUCUUCAGAGGCAGGUUGUGUGCCUGCUGUUCCUUCCAGGGGCACCUGUCUCCUCCAGUGCAGGUCCAUGGUGUGUCAGAAACCUAGUGCAUCUGUGUGUGUCUGUGUCAGUGUCUCUGUGUUGCUGUACUUGUGGGUGCCUGCACGGUACAGGUCGCCACUCUGCAAUGCAUCACUCUUCAGAGAGUGUAGAUGUGGCACCAUGCUGCGUGUCGUUGUUCAACAGUGGCUUUUUCUUAGAUAAUUGUGCUUCCUCAGUGCCGUCAGGUUGUGGCAUCCUUGGAUCUGCAGGGAUCUUCUCUGUUUGCAUGUUCCUUGGGGUGGCGUGUUCCUUGCUCCCUCGGUCCGAUGUGUGUUCCCCUGCCUGCAUGGACUUUUCCAGUUCUAUGUUGUGUGCUGAGUGCCACCCAGUGUUCUGUGACCACCCAUGUAGCUACCGAAAAUGUCUGGGUAAGCAAGCCAGGGGUGAUGGAGGGGGUUGAGAGAGAGGCCAGUGUCCUUCUCCCCCUCCCCACUCCCCAAACACACCAAGAAGCAUCUCAAACAUGUAGGUUGAGAACAAGCCCCAAUGAUACCGUGGUUGGGAGAGAGCAAGAGAGCUUGGAAUCACCUUUCCGGACUGGGUUGAGCCCCACCUACGUGGGAGCCAUUCUUGGCUCAGCCCAGAGCACCUGUGCCCAAUGCGUUCCUGCUGGCACCUGCCACCAGCCCCUGCCCCUGCCGAUACGGACCCCAGACCACCACCACUGCCAAGUGGCAAGGUGGGACCUGUCCGUUCAGGACCACAAGCCAUCCUCUGCCCUAGCUAGAGAGGGCAGAGCACACCCCGGAUGCUUAUGCCUAGGACCCUGACCCUCCAGCUUCCUGGCCCCUUCCCCAUCCUUCUGCUGCCCCCUGGCACACCCAUGGUGCCAGGGACAGAAACUGACAUUUAGCUCCCACCCCACCCCUAACUGGAGUCUGUGCCAAGCCCCUCGACUCCCUCACUGUGUUCAUACUUGGCACUUUGCUGGCCCCGAGAAAGGUAGAUGACAGAGCAGCAAAUCUAAUCCACAUAGUUCCCAUUGACUCCUUAAUCUGAUUGAUGUUCCCUCUUGCACUGAAUAAUACAUGCCUCUCUCAGGUAAGCCAUUUUAUAAAAUAAGAAGAUAAAAAAGCACUGUCAAGACAGUGUUUGCUUUUGCCGAGCUGGUGUCUGACAGCUCCCUGGGGGUCCUGGGUGGGAGAGCUGCCACGGAGGCUCCCCAGGCCCUGGGGAGCUUAGAUCCCACUUGAAUCGUAAAGCCUUCUUGCUUUUGAUAACACAGUAUUAUUUCUCUUACUGUAGAAGAAAAAGUUUAUUACCAAACAAGAGUAUUUUUAUGAAAGAAUAGGACAAACCUAUAAAUUAUCUCAACCUAUAUUUCCCUUGAAAACACUUUCAGGCUCCACCAAAAUGUAGGACUGAAAGCGUGUAUUUUGGAAGAAAGAGAUACAUUUUGUAUGCUUUCUUUUCCUUUUGUAGAUUCCCAGUUUGUUUUCUAGACUGCAAAGAUCACUUUGUCACCAGCCCUGGGACCUGAGACCAAGGGUGUCUUAUGGGCAGUGAGGGGGAGGGAAGAGGCUGGCAUGAGGUUUCCAGUCCAUCCAGUGAGGGACCACCUGUUUUGAAGGUGUGUUGGGGACCAGGAGGCCUAAGAGGCCGCUCUGGGUGGGCCCUUUGUCUGGAGCCGAUGGGUGAAAUGGAAUGGGCUGAGGAUUUGAGUGUCAGUUCCAACCUGGAUAGAAGCAGUGAGCUAAGAGGACCAAGGCCUUUGUGAUCUUAUGGCCACCAACAUGUGGCCUGAAGGAGUACCAGUUUCGUCUCUUCAAACACAGCAUGUAAAUUUAUUCCGCCAGCGACGGGAAAAACAUCGCUCCUGUGCACAGUGGACUGAAGUACGAUUAAUUAAAAGGGAACAUGUCAUUGAGGAGAAAAAAGCCCAAUACUUAGAGUCCCAAUUUUGUCUUAUUUGCCAAAAAAAAGCAACCCCCCUAAAGUUGAUAUUGUUAUAAUGUAUAUACUGUAAAAUAUGAAAGAGAAUCGAUGUAUCUUACUUUUUCAUUAUUUGCUAACCAAAGCUGUACAUUUUUCAUACAAUCUGCAGCCUUUUGGGUAUCAAAUGGGUCAAAACCUGCCACCUCCCAUCAGCAAUUCUGGAAAUGCACUAUUUCUACUGGUAUUCUUGCUUUCUUUCUUUUUUCUUUUUUCAUUUUCUUGCUGAAAUGACAUGAAUUGUUGAGUUUAUUUUUACACAGUAAAGAGUGAAGAAAGAC